Messenger RNA from Malassezia pachydermatis, 1080 nucleotides. RefSeq names its product microfibrillar-associated protein 1. Gene Ontology annotation, molecular function: RNA binding. Gene Ontology annotation, biological process: mRNA splicing, via spliceosome. NCBI's taxonomy places the organism in Eukaryota, Fungi, Basidiomycota, Malasseziomycetes, Malasseziales, Malasseziaceae. The record is from RefSeq and is a predicted model, not a curated record. Gene Ontology annotation, cellular component: U2-type spliceosomal complex. Bases 1 to 1080 code for a protein of 359 amino acids. The transcript is spliced from 3 exons.
AUGAGCCAGCGCGUAGCGCGCCCUGUCGCGCGGUACCGCCCAGGCCAGGCGCCGGCAGCUGCACAGGAUGUGGACUCGUCAGACGAAGAGACCGUGCCGUCAUCGAAGCCCGUAGAGCGUGUGCGUCUCCCUAGCCGCGUGACAUCCGCGCCGAAAGUCGCCGCGGCGGUGCCGGUCGCUCCUACCGCGCCUCGGCCAGCAGCUGCGCCGGUGGAUAUGGACGAAUAUGAAACCGACUCCGAGGAGGAUGUCAAGCCGACCCGCCCUGGUCCCUCAACACACACGCCGCCUGCGCGGACGCAGCCGCCGCCCCCUCGCCCCCUGAAUAAGCAAGCGCUGCCGCCAGCGGCGGUACAGCUCCAUGCCCCGCCCAUCCAAGAUGCAUCUUCGUCAUCCGAGUACGAUUCAGAGUCGGAGGACGAGAGUGAGGAUGAGGCGCCUGCGCCGUUGCUCAAACCUGUGUUUGUGUCCAAACGCGAUCGCGCCGCUCCUAAGCCGGAACAUGUGGAAACGACGAAGCGCUCGGCAGAAGCCUUACAAGCCGAAAAGAAAGCGGCGCAUGAUCUUGCUGCAGAGCGUGUCGUACGUGCCUUGAAAGAGAAGCAGCAUGACGAGGAAACGAUGGAGAUUGAUGAUACUGAUGGCCUGGAUCCCGACGCGGAGUUCGCCGCAUGGCGCGUACGUGAGCUUGCGCGGCUGGAGCGCGUUCGGCAGGCGGAGCGUGCACGCCAGCUGGAAGAAGAAGAGGUGGCGCGCCGCCGUGCCUUGCCGGAGGAUGUGCGUCUCCGAGAAGAUAUGGCGCAUGCGCGGCAGACGCGGGCAGAGAAGCAGCGUGGCCAGCAAGGGUUCAUGCAAAAAUACUAUCACAAAGGUGCCUUUUUCCAGGAUAUGGACAUUCUCCAGCGCGACUACUCGCAGAGUACGGGCGAUGCUGUGGAUAAGAGCCAGCUGCCGCAGAUCAUGCAGAAACGCAGCUUUGGCAAGCGCAGCCAGAGCAAAUGGACGCACCUCGCCGCAGAAGAUACGACAAAACAGGGUCUUCCUGACCUGCGUACACAGGGCGCGACGCGCCGUACCUAA